Messenger RNA from Pelmatolapia mariae (spotted tilapia), 5220 nucleotides. It is a transcript of the gene eya3, whose product is annotated as EYA transcriptional coactivator and phosphatase 3. The record is from RefSeq and is a predicted model, not a curated record. Lineage: Eukaryota; Metazoa; Chordata; Actinopteri; Cichliformes; Cichlidae. The transcript has 19 exons. Bases 156 to 1979 code for a protein of 607 amino acids. Gene Ontology annotation, molecular function: protein tyrosine phosphatase activity. Gene Ontology annotation, biological process: cell differentiation; positive regulation of DNA repair; negative regulation of extrinsic apoptotic signaling pathway in absence of ligand. Gene Ontology annotation, cellular component: nucleus.
CGACCACUUCCUGCAAAAUAGUGCUCCCUAACAACAGACAAAGCUUCAUAUGGUGGUUUCAACCAAAGGCGCUUAAUUAAAAGCGUUCCUCCAUCACUCCUUCAAUGGGUCCCGCCAGGCUCUCCAGGUACAGAGAGUAGGCUGAGUGUGCAGACAUGUCGGGCCGCUCCGCUGCAGAGAUGGAUGACUCGCAGGAGCUGCCGGCAAAGAAGGCCAAGAUUGACGUAGAUGGUGAACUAAAGAAAGAGUCGGGUAAUUUGGGGGAUGAUGGGAGCCCAGCUGCUGUUUUAGGUUCAUCAGAGCAGGAGAACUCAUAUUCUGCCCUGUCCACAGCCCAAAUUGAUCCAGGUGAACAGGAGCAGUCCAGCGCAGAGAGGGGAGCUGCAUCUCAACCAUGUGGUGACUCAAUUAACUCAUACGGUCAUUCUGCCACUGAUGCCACAGCCACAUCUGAAUACACCCAACAGGUUUAUCAGGGAAGCAACCCAGCAGUAACGUCAUACACCAGUCAGGUGGCGUUUCCUCCUCUGGCCCAGUCCACUGUGUACUCAUCCUUCCCCCAAACAGGCCAGACCUACGGUCUCCCACCUUUUGGUGCUAUGUGGCCAGGCAUAAAAACAGAGACAGGGCUGCCUGAUGCGCCCUCUGGUGGCCAGCCUGGGUUUCUCAGUUUCAGCUCCACAUAUACCUCAACCCAGCCAGGCCAGCUGCACUACUCAUACCCCAGCCAAGGCUCAAGCUUCACAACAUCCAGUGUGUAUUCCAACAUCCCUUCAGCUACUGCUGCGACUACAACCGCCUCGGCGGUGACCCAUCAGGAUUUUAGCAGCUAUAACUCUCUAGGACAGAGUCAGUUCUCUCAGUACUACACUCUUCCUCCCAGCUACGUGCCUGCUGGGCUACCUAACAGUGAUGACCACGGUGGCGGUGCGGGUGUCGCCGGAUAUUCAGCAGUGAAAUCAGAGGAGGCCGCCUCAGCUGGACUGCCUCCUAGAGAUGCGUCCCCACCAGAAAACCUGCCUGUUUGUGCGGCUCUUCCUACAGCUGUGGCAGUGCCCGCUGGAGCUCGAGAUCAGGACGAGGUCGGCCGCAGGAACUCGGUGGGCAAAGCCAAAGGGAAGGGCAAGAAGUCUGAUAACUCUCCACCUGCUGAGAGUGACCUGGAGCGCAUUUUUUUAUGGGAUCUGGAUGAAACUAUUAUCAUAUUCCACUCUUUGCUCACCGGCUCUUACGCUCAGAAGUUUGGCAAGGACCCGGCGACUGUGUUGAACUUGGGCUUGCAGAUGGAGGAGCUGAUCUUUGAGCUGGCAGACACCCAUCUUUUCUUCAAUGACCUCGAGGAGUGUGAUCAAGUCCAUGUUGAGGAUGUGGCCUCUGAUGACAAUGGACAGGACCUGAGCAACUACAACUUCAUGGCGGAUGGAUUUAACGGCCCCAGCGGUGGAGCUGCAUCAGGAACCACCACAGGAGUUCAGGGAGGGGUGGAGUGGAUGCGUAAACUGGCCUUUCGCUACCGCCGGCUAAAAGAGAUCUACAAUAGUUACAAAGGAAAUGUCGGGGGCCUGUUGAAUCCCAUGAAGAGGGAGCUGCUGUUGAGGCUUCAGUCCGAGAUCGAGAAUGUUACAGACUCCUGGCUCAGCACUGCACUCAAGUCUCUGCUGCUCAUCCAGUCCAGGGGGAAGUGUAUGAACGUGUUAGUCACCACGACUCAGCUGGUUCCAGCUCUGGCCAAAGUGCUGCUCUACGGCCUGGGAGACGUCUUCCCCAUCGAAAACAUCUACAGUGCCACAAAAAUAGGGAAAGAGAGCUGCUUUGAGAGGAUCGUCUCUCGCUUUGGGAAAAAAGUGACUUAUGUGGUGAUAGGUGACGGCCGAGAUGAGGAAUUUGCAGCAAAACAGCACAACAUGCCUUUCUGGCGGAUCUCCAGUCACGGCGACCUCGUGUCCCUUCACCAAGCGCUGGAACUGGACUUCUUGUAACGAGGAUGCUGUUGAAUGCUGCGCACUCAAAGGGAAAAUGUUGUCGUCGUACUGGUGACUUGUGGAGUGAAACUGUGUGUGUGAAUAAUUCUCCACAAGCCCAACAAUCCACACUCACCUGUUAGAAAUCUGCUCUCGCUUUCCGACGACUUGCAACUCGCUGUGUGUUGGUGAACGUUUUGAGGCGGACUUUGGGUCGGAGCCGCCUGCGAGAAACAAACUGGACGCGUCAGUCAUCAGAAGUAAGGUUCCUCUCGCCCAGCACCCCCUCCUCUACGGCAGCUAAGCUCACUGCGGCUGAAACUGGCACUGAUUUGGACACAGAAGGGAUGACUUCUAUUAUCCAGCUUCUUCACGGUUUUUGGCUUUUGUUUUCACAUAAGCAUCCAAAUGUCCUGCAGCGAACAUCACCCCUCAACUCUCACUGAGUUUAAACGGCUAAAGAGACGUUGUUGUUUGUUGGUGGCUUUGUCUGUGGAGGUUGUUAUAGCUUUUUAUUUUGAAAAAUCUCUUUCUGGGGUGACUUGAAAGCAUAAUUUUGCCUUUAUUUUUUUUCCAUCAUGUUCCUGACAGUCAUCAGGUAUCAAUUAAUCCCACUUUUAUGUAUUGCCUCUCAUGUAGCCAGACCGUUAUUAAACAAAAGGUACUCAGUGAUGGAGGGCGGCGGGGGCCAUUAAUCUCUGACUAUCACGACAAGACCAAACCACACCAUCAGUCAGCACCAUCAGUUCUGACCUCUCCACUGUGUGAUCCGUGGUCAUUGAGCGUGUGCUAAGGAUAAGAGGUGCAAACUGCAGGAAGUGGUAAUAAGUGUGGGAAAAAAUGCACAGAGCAUCAUCAGUUUCAUGGAUGACUGGGCAGAAGGAUCACAAUUUUAUUAUUAUUAUUUUUCCCCCAUUGUGUGGUUUUCAGACUCGUGGCUUCAUUUGAUGUUUUAUAAGGCAAGAAAACAAAUAUGUGACUUAACAGAAUACUGAAAAAAUAAGUAAUAAAAGUUUAAUAAAUGAUAAAUAAUAAAUAUUAUAAUAGCCUCCAGUUACACUCCAGGGCUGGACUACAUACGUAGAACUACAUCCUAGUGAGACUUAACUACACCAACGUCAGAUAUUUAUCCUUUUUCCUCUUGUGGCUGUAAAGAGCUUCUUUAACUGAAGCGUGUUCACUAAGCGAAAGCUGAAGUUUUGUUAUAUACGGACUUAAAAACAUUUUUUCCACCGUAUGCCAAUGAUAAUCAACAUUGUUUGUGUCCUUUGGGCUCCUCAGAGCGCAGUCCCAAGUGUCCUUGAAUUCCCAGAAGAGAGGUGGAGUGUUUAAUCUGUAACCAGAACAAAACCGUGAUUCAAAUGUCCGCACUAUCAUAUUCAUUUCACUGUGAUGUGGAUCUGUUGAUGCCUGGUUCAAGUGUGCUGGUUUGGUCUUUCCAAAAUUGUUCCAGUACAAGUGAACACCCGAUUAAUGGGAGUUUAUUUUUUGUUCAUAAGCUAAUCACAAAGUAGAAAUCUUUUUUUCACUUUCCUCCUAUUUAAAGAAAAACUGAGCCCAUCUGUGGUUUUAGAGAAAUGUUACACACCCGAAGAUCAUGUAGCAUUUUUAUGUGUAAACUUGAUGGCUGAGUUUCUCACACAUGGAUUAAUCAAAGUCCUCGAUCAUGAAACUUUGUUCUUCAGAGAUCAUCACAGUGAGUUAUUCUUAUAAUCUGGGAAACUUGCUGACUUUCAGAUGAAAGCAUGAAAUAUUCUGGAGUGUUGUUUUUCUUUCAUCGUCAUUGUUGUUUGUUGAUUUUCUUUCUUUCUGUCUGUUUAUUUUCUUUUCUUUCAUAAAAGUAUUUUUUCAUUGUUUUUCAAAAUACCAGAAAACUUGCAGCUGAAUAUUUUUGGCUUUUUGAGGCUCUGUUGGUCUUAUUGGAGUCGUAGAUAUGAUGUGCAUCAAAUUACUAAUUAGGAAGAUGAUUAAUAAUUAGAUGCUGUCAUAAUUUUGUCUGUGAAUGUCAGAAAGUGGUACAGAAGGCAGUCUAAGACCCAAAUAUUAUUAUAAUAAAGGGGGAAAAAAGAAGUAAACAAGAAAUGGCUUUACACACCUCCUCAGUUACUUUGAGUUAUCGUCACUCAGCCUCACAACAACCCAAAGUCUUUCUAAAUCAUAUAGGAGGGAAUCAAAAAUAAAGGAUGACAGUGCAAUAAACUUCUACUUUGCUCAUUAACUGUAUUUCGUGGGGUUUGUUUUGUUAUGUAGACGGCGAGGAGCGCAGAGGGAUGGACCUUCCCCAGUCUGAGAUUAAGACUGAACAAUAACUGAGCCUGAAGAAGAUUUUCACACACAUGCAGCUUGACCAUUAAGAAUGUGUAUUUGUGUGUCGUUUUGUUUGUGUCCCGUGUGCAUAUUUAUAUUGUGCCUUUAACCAUCAUCUGUCUGCUUAAUCUCAAAGGGAAAUAUCUUUUUAUGUUUGAUACAUGUAUCUCUGCAUUGUUAUUCUCCAAAGUGUUAUUUUACUUUAUUUUUAUCUCAAUACUUUUUAAGUACUGUCGAGAUUUUCUUUUGUUACUGAGUUUGACUUUUUUGACUUGAUUGUUCUGUCUGCACUGCAACUGAAAGGUCUCGUAGAAAACUCCACAUGCACUGCGGCUCAGUGUUUAAAGAAAUUUAAAGUUUGGCGUUCAGAUGUUUUCCUCCUUUUGACGAGGAGAUUUUUUUUUCUUUUGCUGUGAAACAUUUAGCAUCGCUUAGACAAUCACAAUCCCCGAUGUUUGGUGUUUUAUUUUUUAUGGCUGGUCAGAAGCAGCUGUAACAAAGCGUGCUCGUUCUGUCGUUCAGUUACUACCUUAGUGAAUCAAAGGGAGAACGAGCAGUCCUCAAACAGAAAACUGAGACCUUUGCAUCUGUUCAGCUUAUUGAAUGUUUAUUUCUUUACUUUGUCUGCAUGUCACGUCUGUUUUGAAGUAUAUUAUCAUGGCCGUACAUAAUGACCAUGAAAUGUUUAAGGGACUAUAAUCUUAGAUUUUCUUUUUUUCAUGCCAAAUAUUGCUGUUAUUCAAAAGCUGUUUAUUUUAUAUAUAUUUCAUCUCAUUUUCUGACAUGUGAGGCUGUUUGCGGUCACAUAGAGAGCCUGAAAACUCAACACUAUCAUAAUAAUCAAUGCUAAUUAUUUAAUGACAGUAAUCACUAUUUCCUCCCAACAGCCCUGUAAGGUUUUCCUGUGUAAGACAAUAUAAUGUAAAUACAUUUUAAAAGGUUUCAGACUCAA